Molecule: messenger RNA, 815 nt
Organism: Staurois parvus
Lineage: Eukaryota; Metazoa; Chordata; Amphibia; Anura; Ranidae
Source: the annotation of a GenBank genome assembly
AUGUACAGAAGUAUGGCAUUCUCAAGGCACAAAUAUAAACUUAUACCACUGUCAAGCAAAGGCAUUGGUUACCACCAUGGACCAGUUGAUGCUAAAGGAAGAAAAUUUGUAGAGAUGCUAUUCAGAAUGGGAUACAUUAAAGUUGUAACUGCUACAAGCUCACUUGCACUGGGGAUCAAUAUGCCAUGCAAAUCUGUGGUUUUCUUGCAUGAUUCAAUUUUCCUGGAUGCACUGAACUAUAGACAGAUGGCAGGUCGUGCUGGAAGAAGAGGACUGGAUCUAGAGGGAAGCGUGUUUUUCUUCAACAUUUCAGUGCCAAAAGUGAAAAAAAACUUAUGAAGUCCAACGUUCCAGAGCUAAGAGGCCAGUUUCCUCUGAGUAUUUCCCUUGUACUAAGACUAAUGCUGCUAGCAGCCAAAGCAGAUGACAAAGAGGAUGCUAAAGCAAAAGUUUUAUCAGUUUUGAAGCAUUCCCUUAUGACAUUCAAACACCAAAAUGAAACACAAGUGUUAAAGCUUUACUGUGUGUUCUCGAUGCAGUUCUUGCUGUCAGAGGGAUAUCUGAACGAAGAUUGUUAUCCCACAGAAUUUACAGGACUUGUUACUCAUCUACAUUAUCAUGAGCCAUCUAAUUUUGUAUUUGUCGCCUUUCUUGAAAAAGGUCUUUUUCAUCAGCUGUGUAAGCCACUACCCGAAGACUCAACAAAAUUUCCAGACUCUGUUAUGCAAACAUUGGUUGUGAUACUGGCAAAUCUAUUUGGAAGAUCAUAUUUAGCACCAUGCAGGCGUUCACUUCAAAAUUUCUAUCAGUCAAAG